This is a messenger RNA of Esox lucius (northern pike), 677 nucleotides long. RefSeq names its product mediator of RNA polymerase II transcription subunit 19a. NCBI's taxonomy places the organism in Eukaryota, Metazoa, Chordata, Actinopteri, Esociformes, Esocidae. The coding region runs from base 187 to 513 and encodes 108 amino acids. The transcript is spliced from 4 exons. The record is from RefSeq and is a predicted model, not a curated record.
CUUUUAUUUCAUAUUUCAAAAUCACUGAGCCAAGUAGACUCUGGCAACAGCUUAUAUAGCUUAUGUAAACGGCGUGAACGAGCUGUCUUCAUUUAUUCACCAUCUUCGAAGCAAAUCGAGUUUCCCAUUUAUAAAGGACUCAUUUUCCUCUGGUUGUCACACAGCAUCACGACCGUUUAACACGACAUGGAUUUGGACUUGGCUUCCGCUGUAGAUGGUGAGGUAAAAAAGCAAGAUGCCUCUGGCCAAGAACAGAACUCCCUCUUUGGAUUAGGGAAGAAGAAGGACAAGGACCACGACAAGUCCAAAGAUCACAAGAAGGACCACGAUAAGUCUAAAGACCACAAGGGAUCAAGUGAAAAGAAGGACAAAGAGCAUAAGAAAGACAAGGGGCACAAGGAGCACAAGGACAAAGAGCAUAAGAAGAAAGACAAGAAGCACAAAGAGCACAAGGAGGGGUCAGAUUCCUCAUCCAGCAGCAGUGAGGAUGAACAGAAGAAGAAGCAUCACUGAUUUGGUUGUCUGGAAGAGCUCCUUGUGCCAGUUUAGCUGUUAUGUCAGUGUUCCUUUCUCCAGCAUUAGUGCAUCAUAUUUACUGUGCAACUGAGCAACAUUAACAUGUUAUUGCAUUUUUUUCAUUUUAAAAUUGAAAAUUAAAACAAGUAAGAAAUAGUGAA